Molecule: messenger RNA, 540 nt
Organism: Ilex paraguariensis (yerba mate)
Lineage: Eukaryota; Viridiplantae; Streptophyta; Magnoliopsida; Aquifoliales; Aquifoliaceae
Source: the annotation of a GenBank genome assembly
AUGUCAGACCAGAUACCCACUGGAACUUUCCUAGAAGUCUCCAAAGUUUCAAAAGCUUACCCAGCUACUGAUUGUUUAACCUCAUCAUUGCCUCCAUGUAACCCUAGUCCUAAUGGUGGGGAAUCAACCUUUAAAGACAUCCCAAAUGGUUCUACACUUUGCACAGUGAAUACGAAGACUGUAAAAGCUACUUUUGAAAAUGGAGUACAGUCACUAAAAGACUUAGCAAAAAGGAGGAACAUGGAAGGUGAAACUCACGCGCCACUAGGUGAGAAAAGUUCUCAUGUUAUUUCCAUUUCCCAAGAUUCUGCUAUACUGUCAAAGCAAGCACAUACAAACUGUGCAAGAAAGCAAGCGUGGACAAGAAAAGAGAAACAAGCUGACAAAGGCAAAGAGAUAGCCUCCACUGUUGAAGUUGGCAAAGAAAAGGAGAGUGACAAGGUUGAUCAAAGAAAUGUGGAUAAUGGAAGCACAAGUAACCAGAUGAUGGUCUGUGAGACUACUAUCACUGAGCUUCAUACCACCACCCCUGCUCCUUAG